Papilio machaon (common yellow swallowtail) is the source of this 1610-nucleotide messenger RNA. RefSeq lists its product as uncharacterized. Lineage: Eukaryota; Metazoa; Arthropoda; Insecta; Lepidoptera; Papilionidae. The transcript is spliced from 5 exons. The record is from RefSeq and is a predicted model, not a curated record. Bases 17 to 1522 code for a protein of 501 amino acids.
UCAUCAACUUGUAAAGAUGUUGAAUAUCUUGUCGUAUGUCGGCAUGAACUUGCAAGCGGAAGUGUGCUUGUGGACUUUGAUGGGGCUCGUGCGAACAAUCUUCGACGCAACACUGUUCAAAGUGAAUUCUAAUCUAAUACAGGUAUGGCAAAUGAAGAUGCCGCCGCAGCUUUCGAUGUCAGUGCAGCGCGUGCUGCGGACCAUGGUGUCCGGUGUGAUGCUGGUGCAGUGUUUCACUCUCUAUGUCUACCUCGCGGUCUAUAUAGUGCUGAUGUAUCCUGUUUUUUUGGAAGAACGUCCGACGUUGGUCCUGCCGUGGCUGUUGCUGGCUGCGGUAAGGAAGCUGUUGUGCGAGUUGACGAGCCUGGCACUCGGGCUGGGGACGUGCGUGCUGCUGGGUCCCGGCCGCCCUGCUUGCGUUAGGUUUCUUAUUACCAAGAUCAUGUCCAUCGCUCCCGCUUUUUAUAUGUGGAUACUUGUUUUGAGUUACUACCACGCACUAAAGAUGACGGUGGCAUUCAAAACAUUCCCAGCAGUCGUGCCCUCUGUCGACAGAGACCUGGGUCUAGAGCUAGCUGUACGGAGACGACGCACAAAGUCAUUGUUUGGCGAAGACCAAUUGCGCCGGAAAAUAAUAGCUGGCCUAUAUGAAGAAACACCACAAAUAAUCAAACCUCACUCUCCAACACGUCUUACGUUUGAAGAAAUGCCUCAAGCUACUGCUCCUCGUAAAAGUAUUGAAACUAUAGCAGAGCCAUCGUACGUAUGCAAUACAAUGCUACCUUUAUCACUGUCAUCUAAUAGGACAGUCUCAGAUCUUGCCACCUAUGAAGACUAUUUGGGUAGUGAAUUAAUGAUUCCAAGAGACACGGAUCGUAUAUUAGAACAAUUCAUUACAAUGUCUUUGCGAAUUGCUUAUUAUUUAAAAAAUGACGGCACAACUUCAUCGAAAUAUCUUGAUAGUUUUCCUGCGAUGUUAGAAAAUAAUACACCUCCGCUUCAUAGUACUGCCGAACUGACUGAACCGUCUCAUUUAGUGGGAAGCAGCAAAGGAAAAGUGGCGUCAUAUUUAACAAAUUAUCCCCAAAUAUUUAUGAAGAAGACUUCCGAUAUUAUACAACACUCGAAACCUGAAUUAAACGAAUUGAUGGAUAAAAUUGAAAACAAAGCAGUCGGUAGUAGAGACGUGAUGUCUUUUGAUUCUGUACAAAGUAGUAAUUUUAUGGAAAUAAGUAAGAGAGAAAAUAAAGAUCAAUACGAAUUGGGUUACGUAUCUUCGGCAGGAACGAAAGUUUUGAAGGAUAAUGCAAAUAGUUCUUAUAAUGAAGCUGAAAUACAAACUAGCAAAUCAGAUAUCAGUAUUACUAUGAAAGUUGAACCGGAAGAAAGUUUUGAAUAUGUUGUUGCGGAAAAGGAAAAACAAUUAUCGCAAAAUUCUAUUUCAAAGGAAGAAAACAAUUCUAAUGUUGGAAACAAAAGAGUUGAUCGAAAUCCAAGUCAAUCGAGUCGUCAGAAUCAAUAAAUAUAUUUUUAAAGCAAAGAAAAACAUUUCCAAAGCAAAAUGGUUUUAUGAAAAGGUUAUAUUAUGUUACAUGUUUUAAUAGCUAUAU